Molecule: messenger RNA, 5655 nt
Organism: Delphinapterus leucas (beluga whale)
Lineage: Eukaryota; Metazoa; Chordata; Mammalia; Artiodactyla; Monodontidae
Gene: MXD1
Product: MAX dimerization protein 1
Biological process (GO): negative regulation of transcription by RNA polymerase II
Molecular function (GO): RNA polymerase II cis-regulatory region sequence-specific DNA binding; protein dimerization activity; DNA-binding transcription factor activity, RNA polymerase II-specific
Source: RefSeq, a predicted model, not a curated record
UCUUUGGGUUCUGUCACGGUGUCGGUGGUGCUCGGCUCACCGGUCCCUCCCCGUUCCGGCGAGCGUGGUCGCCAGAGAGCUUCUCUCAGCCCUGCUCUGCGGGGUCCACAGCGGGGCGUGGGUGUCCGGCGGCAGCGGCGGCGAGCCCGUGGGCAGUGGGGGUUGGUCCAGUGGCUCCGGACCCCGGUGCAGAAUGGCGGCGGCGGUUCGGAUGAACAUCCAGAUGCUGCUGGAGGCGGCCGACUACCUGGAGCGGCGGGAGAGAGAAGCUGAACAUGGUUAUGCCUCCAUGUUACCAUACAAUAACAAGGACAGAGAUGCCUUAAAACGGAGGAGCAAAUCCAAGAAGAAUAACAGCAGUAGCAGAUCGACUCACAAUGAAAUGGAGAAGAAUAGACGGGCCCACCUUCGCUUAUGCCUGGAAAAGUUGAAGGGGCUGGUGCCGCUUGGUCCAGAAUCAAAUCGACACACUACACUGAGUUUAUUAACAAAAGCCAAAUUGCACAUAAAGAAACUUGAAGACUGUGACAGAAAAGCCAUUCACCAAAUAGACCAGCUUCAGCGAGAGCAGCGACACCUGAAGAGGCAGCUGGAGCAGCUGGGCAUCGAGAGGAUACGGACGGACAGCACCGGCUCCACGGUCUCCUCGGAGCGCUCCGACUCUGACAGGGAAGAGAUCGACGUGGACGUCGAAAGCACAGACGAUCUCACGGGCGACCUGGACUGGAGCAGCAGCAGCGUGAGCGACUCGGACGAGCGGGGAAGCAUGCAGAGCCUGGGCAGUGAUGAGGGCUACUCCAGCUCCAGCAUCAAGAGAAGAAAGCUCCAGGACGGUCACAAGACGCGUCUUGGACUCUAGGAGAGCGUGGUCGCUUCGGCUGCCGCCCGGAUGGUCCCGCCCGUCGGCUCCGAUUAGGUAGCGUAUCGGACCUGCCCACAAUUCCCUCGCACGUCAGCUUCCGUGUUCCACCGUCACCAAAAGCAGCUGUGCAAAAGUUGUCAAGGAAGUGCUUAGGAGUGUGGGUUUCUUUUUUUUUUCUUUUUCUUUUUCUUUUAUCCACGAUCCCCAUCUUGAAUGGGGUUGAGCGGGCCCCCGUGCCUGCUGGCGUAGGGUAGGCACACGCUGAGCCAGUCAGUGCAGCCUGGACACCUGAGGGCGUCACAGACCCGUUACUGCUCAGUCUGGGGUAGCCGAAUGCCACUCGUCCCUCUAAGAAGUUGGGGGACGCCAACCAGGAUUGUGGGUUUCUGACUGCAUCCUCUAGCUUCUCUCUUUCUCUCCAUAAAAAUUCGUCUCUGACAGACUGUACAUUCCAAUCACUUUGAAGCACCCAAGAAUUCUUAGACGGAAUAAGCACUUACUCACAUCUCGGCAAUUUUCCCCUCUUAUUUACUGCCCCCGUGUAGUCUACCAGACCUUCCUUGAAGUUUUCUGGCUUCCUCUGUGACUUGCCUAGCGGAAAUGUCCGAAUGUGUCUUGUGCUUAGGAAACUGAAGGAAACAAACUUUUAAAGUUGAGAUCCUGAUCACAGAACUCCAAAGUAAGCUUUGAAAGUGGGAUUUAAGAGCGCUUAACCAUGGCCCUCACCGCCUGUGAGCAGGCAGGAAUACCUCCAGAAAACACACCCUUCCCACACGUCCCACGCCAACACCCCCGACCCACGUGUGGAUGGCCGCAGUAUUUCUCACUCUCAAACGGACCCCUUGCAAGCACAUCUUUGGGGUAGCACAGCUUAUAAAAGUUCCAACAUCGUUUGUUCUCACGAACAGAACGGUACAGUCUGUUUUUGUGCACUGUCCUUGGGACCGUGCUGUGUCCUGCUCUCCCAAGGCACAUUUCCCCUCCAAGUCAGUUAUGCUCCUUGUCUCUGGAACAUUUUUUUUUCCUACCUCAAGAGAUAAAUGAGAUCUCCAUUUCCCACUUAACACAAACUGAUUAUGCCUCUCUUGUUUUGUUUUUGUUUUUUGUUUUUUUCCCCAAAUAAGUGACACUUGGUCCAAUUCUAAUCUAUUUUGCUGUUUAACUUGCAGCAAUAACUGAGCUUUGGCACUAGCUGAGCUAGCGUCCAUCAUCAGUGAAAGGAGAAGUCUACACUUCUACUCUCUGUUGCAGGUGAACGGGAGGGGAUGGUACAGUGUUACUACAAUUCCUCUCCUUAUUGAUUAUUUUUGGACACACCCAGAAACUUCUUUAUGGAGGCUUUUGGGUUAAUAGUUUAAAAGGCUGAUUUUUCUUUUUGGUUAUGAUUUCUCCCUUAAGUGGUCUCCCACUUUGUAGCAUUUUUAUUUAAGCUAAAACAGAGCACAUGUAUAUGUACAUAAGACACAUUAAAUCUAUAAAUACUAUUUAUUCAUUUUAUAUAAACUAACGUAAUGGAAAAUAAAUUCUUAUGACUGUGCUUUUAUAGAUGUUCUAGAAACUUUGUAUGUAGGUAUCUACAGAAUUGGUUCACUUCCCCUUAAUACUUUUGCAUUCAUAGUUUUGAGGUCUCGAUGCUUUCAGCCUCUGGUGAAUCUUUUUCAUUGAAUUCGAACCAUUUGUAAAACCUGUGACGCUGAGACAGAGCGUGUGUCACAAAGUGAUGAGAAUGUUCCUAAAUCCACAGCCGCACCGCAACUUCAGGGCUCCCCGGCUGAACCAGUCGCGGCGGCGCCUGUGCCCCCCGCUGGCCUGUGGUCUCCCCGGCCCCAGACUCACCUCCUCAGCGCCUCUUCCUUGCCCACGACUAAAAGUUCAAACGCACUCCUCACAGAAGCUCAUUCUGGACAUGAAGAACAGUCGAAACAAAGAUUACUUUUGUGUUUAUUUUUUCUUUUUAUUGAUUUCUUAAUGUAUUAAAAUUUUUUAAUUGGAAGUAGUGAUUCCUAAAUGAUUCCAAAGUCAUCUGUAAUUCUUCUGUUUUUGUUUUGGUCUGUUUUUCUCUCCAUUUCGGGUUUGGGUGGGGGGAGGGGCAGGUGACACAAAGGAUUUUUUUUUUUUAAUUGUUGGAAUCUUUUCCAAUUACCAGCUGAAGAUUUGCACUGAAAUACAACUUGUAUGCCUUUUGCAUUUUUAAAGCCUGCUUCCUGAAUUUAAGCAGAGUGAUAGUGUUCAAAGAGCCAGCUCAGCCUGUAACAUGUUUGAAAAAGAUAUACCUGCACUUUGAGGUCCCUUUCGAAUGCCAUUCGCUAGACCUCGCAAGCAUUUUGAUUGCUACAUUCAAGCGCCUCACAAGUCCACGAUGCUAGAUCCUGUACGGCAUCGAAAACUCAAGACUUUGGCAAAAGCUUGUGGGCUUGCAUUGGGGGAGGGAAGGGAACAAAACUUGUGUAUUUGUUUGUUUAAUUUAGAAAUAAGGCAUCUGAGAGAUGCCAUUAUUUUCUGUGUUUUAAUUGUUGUGCCUUUGAGUUAAACUGCAUUUUUGUCUUUUGGUUGAAAUAUGAAAUGUACUGUCCCAAUAUAAAAUAGUAAUUAUUUGACCUUUGCACUGUUUGUCUGGUCCUUUUCAAUUUGAUAGCAUAUAAAUGUGGAACUUAAUAGAUCUCUAUAUUUUUAAUGCGCUUGUGAUAAACUGACACCAGGGUUAGACACGACUUUCAAAUCUUGAGGUAGACCGAAUGCUAGACAGGCCUCUCUCUAACCAAAACUGUAACCUUCAGGACCAGCAAACUCAGCCCCAGGCAGCUAAUCCCCUUCCCUACGUGGCUGAUCAGCCGCCCUGAUGCGCCAAUCUGUCGUGUCAUUCACUGAUCCACCAGCAUAACUGUUAAGAGCUAUACAGUCUUUUUGGUUCUGUUUUGUUGUUGUUGUUGUUUUGUUUUAUUUUGUUUUUUUAAGCAAAACGAAAAACCUUUCUAUUAGGGUUGUUGGGGGGAGGGGACGGGCAAAGAUGUAAGCCCCAGCCUUUAAGACUUCGACUAUUGUACGUAAAUAUAGAUGUGUGUAAAUAUAGGCACAUGCAUAUUUUUAUGUGAAAACCGGUUUUAAGAAACUAAAAUCAAGUCUACACUCUUGUUGAUACCAUUGCAAUGCAAAUGCGAAAGUAAAGAGUAUGUAGUGCAGUUUAAUUUCAUGCAGUGAGAAAAUACAUGUGUGCUUCUGUUAACAUCCCAGAAAACCUAGCUUUCCAUACCUGUUGGCUUAGAAUGGCAGGCAGGCACCCAGGGUAUAUUUGUUUUCUUUUGCUAAGCAGAGAUCUGGGAUUCAAGGUGCUGAUAGCGACCGUGGCUCCUUUCUCUAGUCACAGAUCUAAUGCUAGAGAUUCAGUGUCACCUUUUUGAGCAGGACCUACAUUUUUCUUCCUGUCCACCCAAAACGAAAAUAAUUUCAGUGUCGAUUCAGAAUUGAGUACUAAGAAGGCCCUGACCCUGCAAUCGGCCGCUUGAGUGGUUUGAGGGUUUAUUUUUGAAGGUGGGCAUUCUCCUUUAACCUCUACUUUUUUCAAAAGAAACAAAGGGCCCUUACCUGGGUUUCCUAGGAGCCUCUCUUCUCAGUCCCUGAAGUGGCCAAAAGCAAAUCCUGGGGUGUGUAAACUAGGUAAGAUUGUGAUGCUCAAAAUAACUAACAAUAUCUUGGGGCUUGAUAAUGGAUUUUGUGGGCUUCUUGCCUCUCCCCCAUCCUUUAAAGAAAAAACUUAUUUUUGAAAAGUAUACACAUACACAUGAUUCAGGUUUUUAUAUCAUACUGUAUUGGCAAGGAUACCACUUUCAUUGUGCUUUAUUCCCCCGAAUCUCACUCCUUUCUUUCUUCUUGUUUCCCCAAGUUUCUUUGUCUUUCCCCUUUACCAGCCCCACGUGUUGAACACCAGAAAGUCAAAGGCUGCAAGGCGAUUUCCUACAAGUCAAUCUAUUAUUUUUCUAUGUUUAACUCUUGGAUGCAGUAUGUUUAGGUUGCUGGCUACUCCUGAUUUUAAAAAUCCUUCCUGACAGAAGACGACCCAAAGACCCCUUUAGGUGAGGUGGAUUUUCUCGUUCUACACUAUCAGGUCUCUGUAGACUGUGGGAUGUUUUGUUUUCAAAAAUACCUGGGGAUGAGGCCGGGGCUGGGGGGGUACGAUAUGUGAUUUAUCCUGAUUUUUUCAUUAAUAUUUAUUACAUGGAUGAUUUUCUUACCCUGUGUUCUUCUGAAAGGAGAAAUAUCUGCCCAGCACCGUUAGAGUCAGCUGUCGAAUGGCUGGAGAAGUUGAGUAUCUUUGUCUUCUCGCAAAAUCGUAAAAUGAGAAUUAGUAAAGCACUAGAUUCAAAGAUUUACCCAGAUUUUAAAUUUUGAUUUCUUAUUCUGUCUGGGGGGGUGCGGAGGAUUGAGAGGGCUUUCUUCAUUUUAGCUUUUACCAGAGAACCAAGCUUGCCUUGACCCCUUGUCCUUAGAAUUGGUGCUCUGGGAAUGUUGCUGUGAACCGUCAGCGUUGGGGGCCAUCUUCCUAACGGUGAACACAGCCUAAACAGGGAGCAGCAGACGAGAGAGUAUGAAAUUCUGUUUCCAGAUGUUUAUUUCUUUAUGUAAAUACGAUGCCAAUGUAAAUCCUGUGUCAAGACAUAGAGAAUGGUGCUUUUUACUACAGUUAGUACGUGCAUUUUGAGAACUACUCAUGUUUCAGAGAAUCUUUGCUGUGUAUAUGUAAACUUCUGUAUCGUUCAACUGUUAACAAAUAAUAAAUUAUUUCAUUAUUAAAGAUA